GAGAGCGAGCGAGAGCGAGAGAGAGAGAGGGGGGGGAAUUUACAGUCCCUAAAGUAGCUCGCCGCCGUGAUUAUGGCCCCCUCCUACCUUGUUGUUCUCACCACCUACAUUAGCAGCAGCUUCAUUUCCUACGACAAACGUAUCAUUGGUUAGGGGGAGAGAGAGAGAGAGAGAGAGAGAGAGAGAGAGAGAGAGAGAGGAGGGAGGGCACGCGUAAGAGCGGAAAUGAAAGGAGGUGGAGACGGAUUUCUUCCUAAAGCUGGAAGUCUUGAGAAAGUUCCCUGCUUAAUUAGGAAGUGCAGGGAGCUUGGCAGCUGGGAUGGUUUUGCAUUAUCUUUGAAGAAAUAUGUGGAGGAAGAAGCUCGGGAUCUCAGUGGAGAAGCUUUUUCUCGCUUCAUGGAUCAGUUGUAUGAAUCCAUUUCUGGAUUGCUAGAAAGUAAUGAUGUUGCUGAAAAUUUAGCAGCUCUACGAGCUGUUGAUGAGCUGAUAGAUGUGAAUCUUGGGGAGAGUGCCUCCAAGGUCUCAAAAUUCUCUAACUACAUGCGUAAUGUGUUCGAGGUGAAGCGUGAUCCUGAAAUACUGGUUCUUGCUAGUAGGGUUCUUGGUCAUCUAGCCAGAGCUGGAGGGGCAAUGACUGCUGAUGAAGUGGAGCGCCAGGUAAAAACUGCACUGGAUUGGCUUCAUGGGGACAGAAUAGAGUAUCGUCGUUUUGCAGCUGUCCUGAUCUUGAAAGAAAUGGCAGAAAAUGCAUCAACGGUGUUCAAUGUUCAUGUUCCUGAAUUUGUGGAUGCCAUCUGGGUUGCAUUGAGGGAUCCAACAUUGGCAGUCCGGGAGCGGGCUGUCGAAGCAUUGCGUGCUUGCCUUCGUGUAAUUGAAAAGCGUGAAACACGGUGGCGUGUGCAAUGGUAUUAUCGUAUGUUUGAGGCUACACAAGAUGGACUUGGUAGAAAUGCUCCUGUUCACAGCAUACAUGGUUCACUACUUGCAGUUGGUGAGCUCUUAAGAAACACUGGCGAGUUUAUGAUGUCAAGAUACAGAGAAGUGGCAGAGAUUGUUCUUAGAUACCUAGAGCACAAGGAUAAACUUGUUCGCCUCAGCAUAACUUCUCUGCUUCCCCGUAUUGCUCAUUUUCUGCGGGACCGUUUUGUUACAAACUACUUGACGAUUUGCAUGGAUCACAUUCUGGCAGUUCUUCGAAUACAUUCUGAACGUGCUAGUGGGUUUAUUGCUCUUGGAGAAAUGGCUGGUGCUUUGGAUGGGGAACUUAUACACUAUUUACCAACAAUUACUGUUCAUUUGCGUGAUGCUAUUGCACCUCGUAGAGGUAGACCAUCUCUCGAGGCUUUGGCUUGUGUUGGAAGCUUUGCGAAAGCCAUGGGGCUGGCCAUGGAGCCUCAUGUUCGCAGCCUUUUGGAUGCUAUGUUUUCUGCUGGUCUUUCUCCUACACUUGUAGAAGCCCUCGAGCAAAUCACCAUCAGUAUUCCCUCUUUGCUGCCUACCAUACAAGACCGCUUGCUUGACUGUAUUUCAUUAGCCCUGUCGAGGGCCCAUUAUACGCAGCCCAGGCCAGGUGUUGUAGCAGUUCGUGGAAGUAUGAUCAAUAACCCUCAGCAAGUUUCAGACCUUAGUGGUUCUGCUCUUGUGCAACUUGCUUUGCAAACUCUUGCUCGUUUUAAUUUCAAGGGCCAUGAACUUCUUGAGUUUGCAAAGGAUUCUGUUGUUGUAUAUUUGGAAGAUGAGGAUGGUGCGACCCGAAGAGAUGCUGCCCUAUGUUGUUGCAGAUUAGUUGCAAAUUCCUUUUCUGGAAUAGUGUCUACACAGUUUAGUUCUACUAGGUCAAAUCGAACUGGUGGAGGAAAGCGGAGGCGUCUUAUUGAGGAGAUUGUGGAAAAGCUUCUCAUUGCAGCUGUUGCAGAUGCGGAUGUUAGUGUUCGGGAGUCAGUAUUUUCAUCUCUCCAUGGAAAUGGAGGUUUUGAUGAGUUUUUAGCACAAGCUGAUAGUCUGAGUGCUGUCUUUGUUGCACUGAAUGAUGAGGACUUUGAUGUUCGAGAAUAUGCUAUCUCAGUGGCUGGGAGAUUAUCAGAAAAGAAUCCGGCGUAUGUUCUUCCGGCCCUUCGUCGUCAUCUGAUACAAUUGUUGACGUAUCUGAAGCAAAGUGCAGAUAGCAAAUGCAGAGAAGAAAGUGCUAAACUACUGGGUUGCUUAAUUCGCAAUUGUGAACGCCUAAUUCUUCCAUAUAUUGCUCCGAUACACAAGGCACUUGUGGCAAAGCUUAAUGAAGGCAGUGGGGCAAAUGCUAAUAAUGGUGUUAUCAAUGGAGUGCUUGUAACUGUUGGGGAGCUCGCUAAAGUGGGUGGUUUUGCAAUGAGGGAGUAUAUUCCUGAACUCAUGCCCUUAAUUGUUGAUGCUUUGAUGGAUGGUGCUGCUGUUACUAAACGUGAAGUGGCUGUAGGAACUCUUGGUCAAGUUGUCCAAAGCACUGGGUAUGUUAUUGCUCCAUAUAUUGAAUACCCACAGUUACUUGGUCUACUCUUGAAAUUAUUGAAUGGCGAGUUGGCAUGGUCUACUAGACGAGAAGUACUAAAGGUUUUAGGAAUAAUGGGUGCCUUGGAUCCCCAUGUCCACAAGCAAAACCAGCAAAGAUUGCCAGGAUCACAUGGAGAGGUUACACGUGCAGCUAGUGACACUGGUCAGCAUAUUCGGUCUAUGGAUGAGUUACCUACAGACCUUUGGCCAUCUUUUGCAACAUCUGAGGAUUAUUUCUCUACGGUUGCCAUCAAUUCUCUUAUGCGUAUCCUUCGUGAUCCCUCACUAUCAAGUUAUCAUCAAAAAGUGGUUGGAUCUCUUAUGUUCAUAUUCAAGUCAAUGGGCCUCGGUUGUGUUCCAUACUUGCCUAAGGUUCUGCCUGAUCUUUUCAUCACCGUUCGCAACUGUGAAGAUGGGCUGAAGGAGUUUAUAACAUGGAAGCUAGGAACCCUGGUAUCUAUUGUGCGCCAGCAUAUCCGUAAAUAUUUGGGGGAGUUGCUCUCUCUUAUAGCUGAACUGUGGUCUUCAUUCAGUUUGCCAGCUACUAACCGCCUUGUGCAUGGCUCUCCUAUUCUGCACCUGGUGGAACAACUUUGUCUGGCUCUCAAUGAUGAAUUCCGAACAUAUCUUCCUGAUAUUCUUCCCUGCUGUAUUCAAGUGUUGAUUGAUGCAGAACGGUGCAAUGAUUACACUUAUGUUCCUCAUAUUUUGCAUACCAUUGAAGUCUUUGGUGGAACUUUGGAUGAACACAUGCAUCUGCUUCUUCCUGCACUUAUACGUUUGUUUAAGGUGGAUGCUUCGGUGGAUAUACGACGUGCAGGAAUUAAGACUCUUACGAGGCUGAUCCCUCGUGUGCAGGUUACUGGUCACAUAUCAUCUCUUGUUCAUCACUUGAAGCUUGUCUUGGAUGGAAAGAAUGAUGAGCUUCGAAAGGAUGCUGUUGACUCCCUUUGCUGUUUGGCUCAUGCUCUUGGGGAGGAUUUUACCAUUUUCAUCCCAUCAAUCCACAAAUUAUUGUUGAAAUAUCGUUUGCGGCACAAGGAGUUUGAGGAAAUUGAAAGUCGGUUACAGAGACGUCAGCCACUCAUUUCAGGGAGUAUCCCUGCACAAAAAUUGACUCGUCGGCAUCCUGUUGAUGUUAUUAGUGAUCCCUUAAAUGAUGUAGACCAUGACCCAUACGAGGAAGGGUCUGAGAUUCACAAGCAACUCAGAAGCCACCAGGUUAAUGAUGGUCGACUGCGGACUGCUGGGGAGGCCUCUCAGCGCAGUACUAAGGAAGAUUGGGCAGAAUGGAUGAGGCAUUUUAGCAUUGAGCUUCUCAAGGAAUCUCCUUCCCCAGCAUUACGAACUUGUGCAAGGCUUGCACAAUUGCAGCCUUUUGUUGGGCGGGAGUUGUUCGCCGCUGGUUUUGUUAGUUGUUGGUCACAACUGAAUGAAAGUAAUCAGCAACAGCUAGUUCGGAGUUUAGAGAUGGCAUUUUCUUCUCCAAAUAUUCCUCCAGAAAUUCUAGCAACACUGCUUAAUUUGGCAGAGUUUAUGGAACAUGAUGAGAAACCUCUACCCAUAGAUAUUCGACUGCUUGGUGCUCUUGCAGAAAAAUGUCGAGCAUUUGCAAAGGCUCUGCAUUACAAAGAAAUGGAGUUUGAAGGUGCUCGCUCCAAAAAGAUGGAUGCAAAUCCAGUUGCUGUGGUGGAAGCUCUUAUACACAUAAAUAAUCAAUUGCACCAGCAUGAGGCAGCAGUUGGGAUACUGACAUAUGCCCAGCAACAUUUGGAUGUUCAACUGAAGGAGUCGUGGUAUGAAAAACUGCAGCGAUGGGACGAUGCUCUAAAGGCAUACACUGUUAAAGCGUCUCAAGCGACGACUCCACAUCUUGUUUUGGAUGCUACAUUAGGGAGAAUGCGAUGUCUUGCUGCAUUGGCUCGUUGGGAAGAGUUUAACAAUCUUUGCAAGGAAUUUUGGACCCCUGCUGAGCCUGCAGCUCGACUGGAAAUGGCCCCAAUGGCUGCUUGUGCUGCUUGGAACAUGGGGGAGUGGGAUCAAAUGGCUGAGUAUGUUUCUCGUCUUGAUGAUGGUGAUGAGACCAAGCUUCGAAUUCUGGGGAACACUGCUGCCACUGGUGAUGGAAGUAGCAAUGGUACUUUCUUCAGGGCUGUUCUGUUAGUUCGGCGUGGAAAGUAUGAUGAAGCACGAGAGUUUGUAGAGAGAGCAAGGAAGUGUUUGGCAACGGAGCUUGCAGCGCUGGUUCUUGAAAGCUAUGAGCGUGCUUAUAGCAAUAUGGUCCGUGUUCAGCAGCUGUCUGAAUUGGAAGAGGUCAUCGAUUACUGUACCCUUCCAAUGGGUAGCUCUGUUGCCGAGGGGAGGCGAGCUCUCAUUCGUAAUAUGUGGACUGAACGCAUACAAGGAGCAAAGCGGAAUGUGGAGGUUUGGCAAGCACUUCUAGCAGUUCGAGCUCUUGUGCUUCCUCCUACAGAAGAUGUAGAAACCUGGCUCAAGUUUUCUUCUCUCUGUCGAAAAAAUGGUCGGAUCAGUCAGGCUCGUUCAACUUUGAUCAAACUUUUACAGUAUGAUCCUGAAACUUGUCCGGAUUCACUUUAUUGUGGGCCACCUCAAGUGAUGUUUGCGUACUUGAAAUACCAGUGGUCUCUUGGUGAAGAUCUGAAGAGAAAAGAAGCAUUUGUUAGGCUGCAGGACUUGGCCAGAGAGCUUUCUACUGUGCUAAACAUUUCAUUAGGGACAUCAAAUGGCUUAGUUAGUUCCUCAAGCCCAGGUGUUCCCCUACUUGCCCGUGUCUAUCUGGAGCUUGGGAGUUGGCAGUGGGCACUUUCUCCUGGAUUGGAUGAUGAUUCCAUACAAGAUAUCCUUAUGGCAUUCCGGAAGGCCACACAGUGUGCAAAAGAAUGGGCAAAAGCAUGGCAUACAUGGGCCCUAUUCAAUACUGCAGUGAUGUCUAAUUACACUUUAAGAGGCUACCCUGCUAUUACAGGGCAAUAUGUUGUAGCAGCAGUUACUGGAUAUUUUCAUUCGAUAGCAUGUGCGGCAACUUCUAAAGGUGUAGAUGAUAGUUUACAGGAUAUUCUUCGACUUCUUACAUUGUGGUUCAACCAUGGAGCUACCACUGAAGUUCAAAUGGCUCUGCAGAAAGGGUUUUCUCAUGUUAAUAUCGACACUUGGCUUGUUGUUUUACCUCAAAUAAUUGCCAGGAUACAUUCAAAUAACCACGCUGUGCGUGAACUGAUACAAUCUCUCUUAGUGCGGAUAGGACGUGCACAUCCACAGGCUCUUAUGUACCCUCUUCUUGUGGCAUGCAAAUCAAUAAGCAAGUUGCGUAAGUUUGCAGCUCAAGAAGUGGUUGAUAAAGUUAGGCAGCAUAGUGGCACACUUGUAGAUCAGGCACAACUUGUGUCAAAGGAGUUGAUCAGGGUUGCAAUAUUGUGGCAUGAAAUGUGGCAUGAGGCAUUAGAAGAAGCUAGCAGGUUGUAUUUUGGUGAACAUAACAUUGAGGCAAUGCUCAAGGUGUUGGAGCCAUUGCAUGAAAUGCUCGAGGAAGGGGCUAGCAGGGGGGAUACCACACUAAAGGAAACUGCCUUCAUUCAGGCAUAUGGUCGUGAGUUACAAGAGGCUUAUGAAUGCUGCCAGAAGUAUAAGAGAACUGGAAAAGAUGCUGAACUUACUCAGGCUUGGGAUCUUUACUAUCAUGUAUUCAGACGCAUAGACAAGCAGCUUCCUAGCCUUACUACGCUGGAUUUACAGUCUGUUUCCCCAGAGUUAUUAAAUUGUCGCAAUCUAGAGCUUGCUGUACCUGGGACUUACCGAGCUGGAUCACCUGUGGUUACAAUUGCUUCAUUUGCAGCACAGCUUGUUGUCAUAACAUCUAAACAGAGACCUCGAAAAUUGACAAUUCACGGAAGUGAUGCGGAGGACUAUGCUUUCUUGUUGAAGGGACAUGAAGAUUUGCGUCAAGAUGAGCGUGUCAUGCAGCUUUUUGGGCUGGUGAAUACUCUGCUGGAGAACUCGAGGAAAACUGCUGAAAAGGAUCUUUCCAUUCAACGAUAUGCUGUCAUUCCAUUAUCUCCAAACAGUGGCUUAAUUGGAUGGGUUCCAAACUGUGACACCUUGCACCAUCUUAUCCGUGAAUACAGGGAUGCUAGAAAGAUCACAUUAAAUCAAGAGCACAAACUUAUGCUGGCUUUUGCACCGGAUUAUGACCACUUGCCACUCAUAGCUAAAGUGGAAGUAUUUGAGCAUGCUCUGGCAAAUACUGAAGGAAAUGAUUUGUCAAGGGUUCUAUGGUUAAAAAGUCGUACAUCAGAGGUCUGGCUGGACCGGAGGACAAAUUAUACUAGAAGUUUGGCUGUUAUGAGUAUGGUUGGUUACCUUCUUGGGUUGGGGGAUCGGCAUCCAAGUAAUCUUAUGCUGCAUCGCUAUAGUGGGAAGAUCUUGCAUAUUGAUUUUGGAGACUGCUUUGAAGCUUCAAUGAACAGGGAAAAGUUUCCAGAAAAGGUUCCCUUCCGUUUGACUAGAAUGCUUGUGAAAGCUAUGGAGGUUAGUGGCAUUGAGGGCAACUUCCGUUCAACUUGUGAGAAUGUGAUGCAAGUCCUCCGAACAAAUAAGGAUAGUGUGAUGGCUAUGAUGGAGGCCUUCGUACAUGAUCCUCUCAUUAAUUGGCGACUUUUCAAUUUCAAUGAAGUUCCUCAAAUGGCAAAUUAUGCAAGUACUCAUGUUCAGCCAGUUGUGAAUAGUGAAGAAUCUGCAACAAGUAGAGAACAACUUCCUCAACCUCAGCGGGGUGUUCGUGAGAGAGAACUUCUUCAGGCUGUAAAUCAACUUGGUGAUGCCAAUGAGGUUCUAAAUGAGCGUGCUGUGGUUGUUAUGGCUCGUAUGAGUAAUAAACUUACAGGACGUGACUUUUCAACUAGUUCUUCAGUGUCAGGAUCUACCAGCGCUGUCCAACACACAGUAGAUCACAGUACCUUGAUUUCGGGAGAUACUCGUGAAGUGGACCAUGGUUUAUCUGUAAAACUGCAGGUUCAGAAGUUGAUUCUCCAAGCUACGUCGCAUGAGAAUCUCUGUCAAAACUAUGUUGGGUGGUGUCCAUUUUGGUGAGCAGCCGCAAAUUUGUAAAUAUAUGAUGUGUAUGAAGUGUACAGAGUUUCGCAGCUAUUGUAAUUAUGUAUGAGAAUGAUGUGCAUGUACAGAUUAGUCUUUAGAGCAAAGGAAAUUAUAAUUUGUAUUAGGGGCUCUCCUGAAUUCACUAUCAGUUUUUUCUGUUGUAAGUAGUGAAAUGAUAAAAAGCUGUUGAUAUGUUCUUUGAGAAACAAAAUGAAUAAAGCCAUAUUUACCUUG
Messenger RNA from Telopea speciosissima, 7872 nucleotides. RefSeq names its product serine/threonine-protein kinase TOR. Lineage: Eukaryota; Viridiplantae; Streptophyta; Magnoliopsida; Proteales; Proteaceae. The transcript has 57 exons. The record is from RefSeq and is a predicted model, not a curated record. Gene Ontology annotation, molecular function: protein binding; protein-containing complex binding; protein serine/threonine kinase activity. Gene Ontology annotation, cellular component: nucleus; TORC2 complex; TORC1 complex. Bases 226 to 7632 code for a protein of 2468 amino acids. Gene Ontology annotation, biological process: TOR signaling; negative regulation of macroautophagy.